AUGUUGUCUACACUUAGCUGGCUGAGGGGUCGACUUUGGAACACCCUUUUAUCUCCCACCAUUUCUUCAUUCUGGGGAAUAUUGGAUAAUCUGGAUGUCCCACGGCGCGUCUUCCCAACGACCGACUUUGAACUUGUUCCAGACUCCGAAAUCUUGGAAGAAGAAAUGUUCGACCAUUUUCAUGCAGGCGACUAUUACCCGGUCCGGAUAGGCGAUGUUUACAAAAACGGCCAGUAUCAAGUAGUUGGUAAGCUUGGAUUAGGUGUUUCGGAACAUCGAUAUGUGACGUUGAAGAUAUUUGCUCGCGGGGAUGCCGGCGCAUGGGAGGCUGCUGUCGCCGAUCACAACAAGGACUCGGAUGAGGAAGGCUUCGGCCGCGAAUCUAUUCGCAAGGUUUUAGACGAAUUUGAAUUACCCAGAGAUUUCGGUCAUAAUUAUUGCCUUGUUCAGGAGCUAUUGGGUAGCUCAUUGGCGGAUUUUCUACGGGUAUUUGGCAGGGUUAGAGAGCCGCUGGUUCAAAGUGGCAUUGAGCAAAUGCUCAAGGGCUUGUGCUAUUUACAUUUGGAAUCAUUCCUUAUACAUGCAGAUCUCAAAGCCGAUCACAUCAUGCAACUGGUAACCGACCCUUCUGACUUUACGAAGUUUGAAUCCGCAGAAUUUGAUGACCCUACACCGCGCAAAUUCGUGUACGGGAUACCUAUUUAUAAGUCUCGAAAAUUCGGAAAGCUCGACUUGUGGGGAGUGGCUAAGCUGUGCGACUUUGGAAAUGUUAUUCCGGGGAAGGCGCCAGCCUGGCAUUUAAUACAAGGAGAGCCUCUAUUUAAGGGUCGGGAACUGGACCCCGAAACAAAUUAUGUUUUUCAUACCAACAGAUGCCAUCAGGCUGAAAUUGUCGAGAUACUCGGCUCGCCGCCUCCCGAUGUUUUAGAGAAAGGCGCUGCUAGCGAGGUAUUUUUUGAUGUAGAUGGUAAUUUCAAAUUUGAGGGUGCAGAUAUUUUGAGACCUGUGGUAAAUGAAUACACAGGUGAAUACGAUUAUCUGGGAAUGGAUAUCAGGAAGAGGGAUCUGAAAUAUGAAUUGACUGCUCUCGAGGGAGAAAGUAAAGAGCGAUUUCUGGGUUUCAUGAGUCAAGCACUCACAUGGGAACCUGAGAAGCGGAUCUCGCUGGAUGACAUGUUUUUUUCACCCUUGGUUAAGAGCUUUAGAUGA
Penicillium cosmopolitanum is the source of this 1209-nucleotide messenger RNA. RefSeq names its product serine/threonine protein kinase. The record is from RefSeq and is a predicted model, not a curated record. Gene Ontology annotation, biological process: regulation of mRNA processing; protein phosphorylation; spliceosomal complex assembly. The transcript has 6 exons. Gene Ontology annotation, molecular function: protein kinase activity; ATP binding. Bases 1 to 1209 code for a protein of 402 amino acids. Lineage: Eukaryota; Fungi; Ascomycota; Eurotiomycetes; Eurotiales; Aspergillaceae.